AUGGCCCCAGCAAAAGAAGCCAGGAUGGCUUGCAGUGCUGCAGAUGAAGCAUCAUUCAUUAAGCAGCAGGAACUUCUUCGAGACCGCUGCGCAAAAGCUCUCGCGGAUCAUCUUGAGGCCAAUCCUGAUGUUGUGUGGACACCCGAAGAUGGCUACGGAGAGCCCCCCAAAACGGAGGAAGAGGUUGCUCGGCUUAAAUUGGUUGUGGAUGUCGAAUUCGACGAAGAAACCGGCCAGCCAAUCUUCCCUCCGGGCAAUAACCGACUCUCAGAUGAACUAGUGUAUCUGGUGACGAAGUUCAUGAACGCCCGUGAUCUCGCACGACGAUACCCCUACGAUUUCGACAAAAUGGGCCAUAUCAACCCCCAACGAGUCUCAUCAGGUCCUGCUCCCAUCAUCUGGGCUCAUGGCCUGCCUUUCUUCCCGGUAUACAAAGGAUACUACAUCCUCUGUGGACGCGACCACGCCGAGUGCAUUGGCUGGUUGCUUCACGAGAGGACCAGAGAGAUCAUGCACGCCAACCCGAUCUGGUCAAUUGGAGCAGUCAUCGCACCCGAUUCUGCAGUGAAUCUACCUCACACUAUCACUCGUCAGAUGACACAACACAAGCCGUAUGGUGCCGAGAAGGACUCGCGUUAUAAGGGCAAGGCCUGGACUCGCGAUAUUGUGGCUGCUGAGCACCAUCUCUGCGCAGUUCUGCCGAACCUGGGCACUGAAGAGAUUGAGGUCUGCCCGAUGUGGAGAGCCUGGGGUUACAACGCUCGUUGUGGACCUAUGAAGCGUGGCGCGAAACCGACUACCAUGCCGAAGGAGUUCUUCGCAAACCAUGGUAUCAAAGAUAUUGACUAUGACUCUCUCGCGAGGCCAUACGGCAACCACCUGAUGGACGAGGAUGAAGAGACAGAUGAUGAAACGGACCCAGAUGGUGAUAUCGAGGUUAAAGACCCCGUUGAAAAGAGUGGUGAAAUUUCUAGCAGCGGCAAUCAACCCAUCAUGGCUCAAUCUGCAUCCCAAAUGGACUUGAAUAUGGGAAUCGACAGCCUGAUGGAGGGUUCAAAGCAGGUUACAGAGGAGGUCGCGGAAGAGGCCAAGGAGGAGGUCCAGAAAGAGGCCCAGAAAAAGACCCAGAAAGAGACCCAGAAAGAGACCCAGAAAGAGACCCAGAAAGAGACCCAGGAAGAGGCCGUGGAAGUGGCCAAAGAAGAGGUCAAGAAAGAUGUCGCAGAAGUGGUCUUGGAAGUUCCCAUGAAACAGGUCACCGAAGAGAUUGCCAAAGACCCUGGAAUUGCCUCCUCGGACCUUGAUGAGAAACAACCUGUUCUUUCCAGCAGCAUUGUGGUCACUGAGAGUCUCGUCGCCGAGCAGAUCAGCACUGCUGGUAUCCCUUUUGGGGAGACUACGAUUCAAGCCGCUGCAAUUGUUCAACCUACCGAGGUGCAAUUGAUGACCAACCAACCUGAAACCGAACAGGAAGUGACAGUUACAUCUGCUGAGAUCACUCUUGCCAUUGACCCGCUCAAGGUGAAGCAAAUCGCACCCGAACAGCCCAGCACUGAGCAGCUGGAUCACGCAGCAGCUUGUGGCUUAUUUGAGAAGCCGAAAGUUGCUAACGACCCUGCAUCUCAAUCGGUUGCUGAUGACACUGACGUCGUCAUGAGUUAA
Messenger RNA from Penicillium samsonianum, 1662 nucleotides. RefSeq lists its product as uncharacterized. The transcript has a single exon. The record is from RefSeq and is a predicted model, not a curated record. NCBI's taxonomy places the organism in Eukaryota, Fungi, Ascomycota, Eurotiomycetes, Eurotiales, Aspergillaceae. Bases 1 to 1662 code for a protein of 553 amino acids.